AUGCAGAAGCAGCGGCUGCGAGUCGCGCUGGACCGAAUUCUGGGGGACGACGACGAGAGCGAAGAUGGCGGCGUGCGGGCGAGCUCGGUCGGAGCGGGAAACGCUGUUCCCGCGGCGGAGGCGUUUCGUGCGCAAGGACAGGGCCUCGGGCGCGUACAGAGGCAAGGGUCUAUCGGCAACGGCGCAGAUAGCAGGGGCCGUAGCAGGCAGCAGCAGCAGCAGCCGCAGCAGCAGCACCAGCAAGGGAACAUCGCAGCUCGUGGGAACGCAGGGGGGUUGACUAGCGGUAGAGGCUUGGGCGGAGGCGGGGGAGGGACCGGCGGAAGUGGAGGCGGCGGCGGCGGCGGCGGCGGCGGCGGUGGCGGCCGGGGGGGAGUUAUGCGCAGCACGAGUGCGUGCUUGGAGGAUAUGAGCAGGUAUGACAGCGAAGGGGGGGUAGAGGGAAAUGCGCAGGGGAGGAAAACAGGCGGCGCGACGGUGAGGAUGAGAAAGGGAGGCGGCCCGACGCUCAAUAGCGAACGGCUGAGUUCCGCUGUAAGGGGGAUGCAGAGCAGCGGGGAUCAACGGCGGUGGAUGCAGCAGCAGCUGCAGUCGCAGCAGGGCUUGAGUUCUGGCAGCGGGGGUUCUUGUAACGAGAGGAGGAAUCCCAACGCGCGGCAGCAGCAGCAGCAGCCGCAGCCGCAGCAGCAGCAGCACAGCAGAAGCAGCAGCGUCAGCACCAGCGGUUCUAACAACGGUAACGGUGGUGGUCCCCCCUCGAGUGGUUCACUCCCGCGGUCCCAAUCCGUUUGCCUUAAUAACGGUACGACUGGCGCGGGCGCAUCUGGCGCAGCAGCAGCAGCAGGGGCAGUGCGAGUCCGCCCCGCUGCGAAUGCUGGAGGGGGCGGCAGGGGGACAAGCGGAGGCGGUGGCGGAAGGAAGAGCGGCGGCCUCCGCCGGGCCUCCUCUCUGCACUCCAGCGUGAUGGGGGGGGCGGGAGGGGGAGGGGGAGGGGGAAGUGGAGGCGCGGGGGAGGCGGAUAAGCUACCUGGGCGCGCGCAUUCACAGCCCCGCGGGGGGGAGUUUCAAGAAAUGCUGGUGGGCCUGAGAGAGAGUGGGGAAGGGGGGAACGAGGAAGGCUCUAUGGGAGGAGGAUGGAGGGACCUUGGGGGGGACAGAGGAGUAGGAGGAGCAGGAGGAAACACGAAAGGAGAGAGUUUUCACGGCAUGGGUUCUGGCUUUGGGAUGCAGCGGCAGGUGGAGGACGGAGAGGAGGAAAGAGAGGAGCUAUAUGAGGACGAGGAGGAAGAGCUACAGUGGGAGCCGCAGCAGCGACACCAGCCGCAGCAGCAGCAGCAGCAGCAGCAGCAGCAAUGCCGCAUUCCCAGGUCUGUUUCAAGUGGUGCUGCGCUCACUCACCCGCUCUACUCCUCCUCCCCCUCCUCCUCCUCCACCUGCUCUCCUCUCAGAGGGAGAAAGAGCCCUUCUGUUGACAUGUCACCCUCGCUCUCGCCUCCCCGCUCCUCAUCUUCUUCCUCUCAGAUUCCCCUUGUGCAGCAGCAGCAGCAGCAGCGCCAGCAGCAGCAACCUUCGCGGUUUCACCAGAUACAUCGGUCAAAAUCAGUGCAAUCGGACUGGGGCGCUGUGGGUGACGGAGGACCGGCCGACCCACAGUCCCGGCCUCAAUCGCAGGUUCGGCGGCCGAGGACGCCACCAGGUCCGGAAGGCGCAGGGGGGAGAGGGGCAGGGGGGGCAGGAGGGGCAGGAGGGGCAGGAGGCAGCGUGGGGCUGUUGGCACGGCCUGGGACCGCCUCUUCUGGCACCACAACUAGUCUGAGGGGCGAAGGGGGCGCGGUGGGGAGUGUGGUGAGAGCAGGUGCAGGUUUGAUGAGGGAAGGGAGUGGUGGGGAGAAAGGGCGGGUGGGUCAGGGGGGGAGAGGAGGAGGGGGAGGAGGGAGUGGAGGGAGGAUGGUGAGGUUGGGGAGUGGGGACGAGGGAAGUGAGUUGUCUGAUUCUUCUGGCCAGUGGAGGGUCGGAGGGGGGACGGGGGGAGGUGGAGGGGGGUCCGGACCUCUGCCGUUGGUCCCUGGGCGGAAGCAGCAGCAACAGCAGCAGCCGCAGCAGCGGGCACAGGGGCAGCAGCUGCAGCGAGGCCUUAGCCCUAAAAAGCAGCAGCAGCAGCAGCAGCAGCAGCCGGUGCAGCAGCAGCUGACGCAGCAGCAGGUGGAAGCAGCAGCAGAGCAAGGCUAUGACUACGACCCUACAGACGUGUGGUCCCUGCUCGCGCACAUGUCCAAGGGACCCAUCUCGCACCGCCGCAGCGCCGCUGCUGACCUCCGCGCGCUGCUCAAGGGCAGCGCGCACACCAAGGCAGAGUUCCUCGCAACAGGGGCUGUGGACUUCCUAGUGGACGCGCUGCAGCAAGCUGACGACGGGAAGGUGCGCGAGCACGCGGUUACCGCGCUGUUCAACGUGGCGUUACACUCGGGGGCAACGCCGGUGCUGGUGGCGUGCGGGGGAAUCGAGGCAGUGGUGGGGGUGCUGAGAAGAGGCGGGUCCAUGGGCACGCGGGAAAACGCCGCUGCGACGCUCUUCAACCUGUCGAUUGCUGAUGGCACAGCGGAUAAGGUGCGUGCAGCAGGCGCGGUGCCUCUGCUGGUAGACCUCCUUCGCACGGGCAGCACGAGAGGGAGGAAGGAUGCAGCACUGGUGCUGUUUAACCUGUCAAGGGAUGAGGAUGGGGCUAAGGAGCUGGUGACAGCAGGAGCAGUGGAGGUUCUGGUAGACCUGCUGACGUUUCGAGAGGUGGGGCUGGUGGAAAAGGUGAUGGCGGUGACAGCGAAUGUCUGCCGGAGAGAGGAGGGGUGCAAGCGGCUGCUGGCAGUGGGGCAACCGCGCUGCUGCGGCGGUGCCAGCGGCGGUGGAGGCGGUGUGUGCGGCAAUGGGAGCAGCAGCAGCGACAACCCGCAGUGCCAUGGAGUUGACGCUAUUUCAGCACUGGUGGAGCUUGUAGAGGAGGAUGAGUCGCAGCGCACACGGGAGGAUGCAGUGAUGACUCUGCUCAUGCUCAUGCACACGAGCUCGCUUGGCAAACCACCCUGCCUCUCUCCUUCCUCCUCACUCAAUCCCACUAUGGUUAUCGGACGAUAG
This is a messenger RNA of Closterium sp. Naga37s-1, 3129 nucleotides long. The record is from the annotation of a GenBank genome assembly. NCBI's taxonomy places the organism in Eukaryota, Viridiplantae, Streptophyta, Zygnematophyceae, Desmidiales, Closteriaceae.